UCUUCACUCUUGUUGUCAAAUGCUAAAAGUUCCUUCUGGUUCUGUUUAACUGGUAUUUAGAAGAUCCCUCAAUUUAGGGGACCCCAUGACUUAUAAUUCAAUUUGAAAUACUCCGGGAAAGUGCUCCAAGGCCUUUACCAGCAGGUAGUGCCUGUAGCCUUCGAUGUCAGAGCAAUACUGAAUUAAUAUUAGAUAAACAGUAUAAAAGGAAGCUUCAUCCUGUGCUGUCUGAGGUUGCAUUUAAGAGCUCAGCCUCUAGGAGCCGCUGCUAGAAUUUAAAUGUCCCUCCUUCAUAAUCAGUAAAGCCGUGCAGGCUCUGACAAGUGAGCCCUCGUCAUUUAUUUUUUAUUUUUUAUUUUUUGCAGAGGCCAUCCUCUACCCGCUUAAUGCGAGCGGCUCAGUAUCCUCCAUCUAUCCAUCCAGCCGGCCAUCCAACCAGCCCACAACCCGGAUCAUCCAGCAGCUCUUUUUGUUUGCUCACACACAGCUCUGCUUUAUAUCCGGCAUGUAACGGUUAUUUUACUAAUCGUUUGCUGUAAGACUUUCUCCCCGAUGGAUGACUAGUCCGAGCGGCCGGGGAUCCACCGCCCUGCAGGCUGCUGGGGAACACUGAGCACGCCGUCCGGGGUCAAAACGGUGGAAAUGGUCGGUGUUUCGGGCUCGGGAGGCUCCUUUGGCCGUGAUGCGAACGCGGACGAGGCGCGUCAACCUGUCGGGGAUGAUGGUCGGAUUAUCCUUGUUGCCUUUUGUUGAACGGUUGACAGCAGAGAGCAGGAAACAAGACUGAGAGGGGUAAAACCAUGGACCUGGACAGUGCUCCAUAACCUCUCUUGCCCCUCACCUCCCUCCUGAUCACCUUUUCUCCUCCUCCAUUUGUCCUUCUUCCCCUUCCUUUUCUCUACUACCUGUUCACGAUGACAACCACACUGGAGACGAUGCUGGCACAGCCUGACCUGGAGCUGGGCCCUGAUCGGAUGGACGGCUGCGAGGCCGCUCGUGGGCAUUACAAAGUGGUUCCCUCCGUUGUCUGCUCGAUGUGUUGUCUCUUUGGCAUCAUUUACUGUUUCUUUGGAUAUCGCUGCUUCAAGGCGGUUAUGUUCCUUACGGGCCUGAUGUUCGGCUCCGUCGUUAUCUUUAUGCUCUGCUACAAGGAGCGCGUGCUGGACACCCAGCUGAGCGUGGAGGCCUCAGUGGGCAUUGGCCUGGGCAUCGGGACGCUCUGCGGCCUGGUCACCAUGCUGGUUCGGAGCGUGGGCCUCUUCAUGGUGGGCCUGCUGCUUGGCCUGCUGGUGGCCGUGGCUACCCUGGUCGGCAUGGAGGAGCUUUCUGACAGCCCGCCGCGCUCUGUCUGGGUGCCCCUGGGCGUGCUGCUUGGCCUGGGCAUGCUGUUUGCUGUGCUCACCCUGCAGUGGCAGCGUCUCUUUACAACGCUGUCUACAGCGGUGUUCGGGGCAGCCGUCAUCACGGUGGCUUUGGACUACUUCGUGGAGCUCUUUGCCCUUGUGCUGUACAUGUAUGAACGGAUUAAAGCAGAGUCUGGAAAGCCUGUGUGCUGGAUGACAUGGGUGGUCCUCGGGGUGUGGCCUGCCCUCACCCUGCUGGGUGUCGUGGUCCAGUGGAAGGUGACUGCUGAAGGAUACUCCCAUACCAAGGUAAUCAUCAGCCGCCAGCAGCGGAGGAUGCAGGUAAUGCGCAUUCGCCAGCGGGAUGACCGCUACCGCAACAAGAAGAAGAAGAAGCAGCAACAUGGCUCCUCUUCACACCAUCAACACCAAUCCAAACAACUGCACACGGAGCCCGCCUACCGCCGCAAACCCAACCCUAUCCGCCGCUACGAUACUGACGUCCUCUCUCCUAGCUACAUCCAGAGUUUUAGAGAUCGCCAGGUACAGGCACAGCCCUUUCCAGGCCGGCUAGUCGGGGGCUCCCAUGCCGUAGUGGAGAUGGGCUAUGACUGUGGAUCCACAACGCCACUCACUGGAGCAGCAGGACCUUCGCUACGGGUCUAACCACUCCAGAACCUCCCAGAUGCCUGAACAUACCACUUACCCAGAGAGAUGUACGUCUCUAUAAUCACACCUGUGCUAGAACAAACCAUUACACACCUAAGAGGAUGGAAAAAAUAUAUAGGGCUGGAUUUACCUGAAAUGCAAACACAUUUGACUGUUUCCCUAAAUAAAUUUUGGAUUAUAAACCUCUUGCUGGAGCCACCAGCGUGGUGCCGAGGUUAGCUGACCUCUUUUCAUCGUCCAAACGCACAAAUGCAUGCAUGUACUUAACAUCACAAAAACCGCAGCUACAAUUUUAAAGAUUGAUGUGGAAGCCCAAAACAACCUGCUGGACCCAUCCCCAACCUGUCUGCCACCAUCUCAACUCAAACCAGGGAUUGGAGCUUCAGUGCAAACCCUCCUCAGGUUCUAACAAAAAUAAUGAAGAUUCGUUGUUAAUAGUUUCUACCACUGAUGUUACAGAAGCAAGUGGAAGUUGAAUUAAAGGUCCAGUCAACAUUGUCUUUAAAGGGAGGUAAUGACCCUUCACAGCAAACUGAGAUCCUCUAUUUGCUCUCUGUGCCAUCCAGACUACAUACAUCCUCUUUGAAAUGAGGAAAGAUUUCAUAACUGUCACAUAUAAAGAGGGGAAAACCCUUUGCCACCCUUGGUGCUGGACGACACACUACUUCAAGCGGCCAACUGCUCUGAAGGCCAGGGAAUCUGUUUAAACGGGUGCCUUGCCCCUCCUUGGACUGUAAAGUUCAGCAUCAGGAGAGCGGUUACUGGCAGAUAUCCCACCAGUGGCUUCUUCUUGCAUUAAAAGUGAAAAAAAAAAAAUUCAGUGAGGGGUGGUAGCCAGGGAGCUACAAAAAGCAGGGUUAAAAGACUUUUUAGAGAUGAGCUUGUUGUUUUCACAGACGUGUGGAUAAAUGAGGUUUUAUUUACACUGGCACCUCAAAAGAUCUGAUUUUGCGGAUUCUCAGUGCUGGAAAAUAUAAAUCUUGCUCAUUUUGUGUCCUGAACUUAUUCUCUAAGAGAUCAGUUUCACGUGCAAAACGGAUUUUCACUCUACCAUUUACCUUUGUGUAGAACCUGGCAGAGGAUGGUCAAUGACAGAAUAGCUGAAUUUUUUUGUUAUGCCAUGAAAGUGAAUAUAAAUUUAAUUUCAUUUGUUAGACAGCUCAUUUACCAUAAUUGAAACAGGAUCAAGAAAGCUAAUGUUAUCAGAUAAAAUAAUUAUUUAUUUUUAUUUAAUAGCUGUAUGAUAAUAGAGGUAACAUAACUGAAGAGUGGCAGAAAUUAGUGCCAAUGUUACAUUUUUAGUUUCUUAAAUAUGAUUAAUUUAAAAAGAAUUAGUUUAUUCCAGUUGUCGUAGCUGUAGUCAUUAUUUACUGAUACAAUAGUGUUAAGAAAGUGAAAGCUUGAUUACAAAUAACGACACUAAUAAAAACAUGGCGGGAAUUGUCAUUGAUGUUAGCAUGAUAGGCUAACUAAUGUCAACUUUUUAAGUAAAAACUAGUUAGCCUGCUUUACUAUGGAAGCAAAUUAGCCUAGCUUGCUAGUAUUGACUUUUUGAUUCAAAUAACAGUUUAUCUGCCCUGUAACCAACUUUUGAAAAGAUAACAGAUAAAGAUUUAAUAAGUAAAUUUGAGGGUUUUUGUUUUGUUUUCUAGUGUUCCUUUAACAUUUACAUAAUAUUUCAGGGUUAUUAUAUGUUUGUUUGUUUUUUUAAUUUAACCUAAUUUAACCUGAGCUGUGUAGGUAGGUUUGAUUCAUGUAAGAAACUGAUUGAGAGAUUGUUUCAGGUAUUUGUUAUUUUCCAGUAUAAUAAAUUAAAAUGUUUUCUCAGUGAUGGUUUAGGUAUCUGUCAAACUAAAUCUCAGAAAUGUGCCUGUUUGCACCUUAGACAGACCCAGCUGAGGUGCUAGUGUAAACAAAGCUCACAGGUCUGAGUGACAAAAUGGACUAAUGGCCAUAGAAACUUGUAUUUAGAGCAACUCUUUCCAUCAUGUGCAUUGACCUUCUUUAUUUGGGACAACAUAACAUUUUUGUCACCAGUGAAAAUGUGAAUACUUUGUUAUUGUUGCUGCCUUUUUAAAGGAAAAGCAGACACAUGACUGCGGAGGGGGGGUGUUUCUAUUUCUCACCUGACAUGCAUGAUCUCACCCCUCCGUCCACCCAAUCCUGUGUGGCACUGAACACCCUGCACCCUUUCAUGUACAUCGAUGUGAAAUUUGUACAUAAAAAAACACAACAAUUACUACCUUUUUUGGGUGGGAGUUGGAUUUUUUUUCCUUUUUUUACCAUUUGAUUGUUAUAUUUAAACACUUUCUUUUCUUAAAAGUCACAUUUAGUGGUUUCUUUCGAGUGGGAUGUAUUUAUUUGUUUUAUUUAUUUUCUGUAAGGAGAGUGCAAUCAUCACUGUAGGCCAGUAACUCCAUGCUUUUAUUAAACUGAAUUAUGACUAUGAUCAUUAAAGCAUGUGUUCCAAUGGGCCUGUGUACAAUAAAAUGUAAAAUGAGUGGUCUUUUAAAGCAAUGCCAUGUAGGCACGAAACAUAGUCUAUUGUUGGCUCCCUCAUUUCUUUCUUUUGGCCCUUUUCCUUAACAUCUCAUAUAUCGCUCUUCUGAUCUUUAACUUUAUCUCCAGACACCUUUUAAUCUUCUCCUCCUCAUCAUCUGUACAUUUUAGUACAGAUACGCAUACACAUACAAUUUAGCUCAUCCUUUAUAUUUAAAUUAUUAUUAUUAUUUUUUAAAUGUGACGCUACUUUGAGUGAUAACUGCUGGUGACACAAAAUAACCAGGUCCUGACUCACCAAUAAGAAAAAUAGAUACAGUUGAUCGACAUAUGACAGGGUGGCAAAUACGUUAAAGAGUUACCUAGGCAACUGGAGCCUAAGAUAUGAGUGAAUUGCUCACUGUGUGGAUGCUCCUUUACAGACUGUUGAGCAGCCUGAACGGGCACACU
This is a messenger RNA of Neolamprologus brichardi, 4961 nucleotides long. It is a transcript of the gene tmem198ab, whose product is annotated as transmembrane protein 198ab. Gene Ontology annotation, cellular component: cytoplasmic vesicle; plasma membrane. Gene Ontology annotation, biological process: positive regulation of canonical Wnt signaling pathway. Lineage: Eukaryota; Metazoa; Chordata; Actinopteri; Cichliformes; Cichlidae. The record is from RefSeq and is a predicted model, not a curated record.